CUCAAUCUCACUAAUAUCAUUAACACAAGUAAAAAAAUAUUCAUAUAGUUUAGUAACGAUGGCUCAAGAACUCGAUUUGGAAUUGGGUUUAGCUCCAUAUGAUCCAUGGGUUCUAAAGAAGAAUCUAAGCGAGAGUGAUCUUAGUGGUAAUGGUUUUGUUAUUCUACCGAAACAAGAUUUUGAGAAAAUAAUACCGCAGAUGGAACGUGGUUUGGUCGAGAAUUUGGGAAACGGUGUUGAAGUGAAAGUCCAUAUUGUAGAGGAAGGUCAUGAAUCUGAUGAUUACACAUUAACACUGCUUAAGUGCAGAGGCAGCUAUAUGUUGAGAGGAGGAUGGUACAAUAUGGUUAAAGCUAAAGGUUACAAACCAAACGAUGAAAUUGGACUUACGUGGGAUAAGUGGACUCGAAGAUUCCUCCUCCACCAUAUUAAGUAAUUUUCUCUUAUUUUUCUCUUUUCAACUAUCAUAGAGAUAUUUAUUUAUGAAUCUUUACAAUAAUAAAGAAAAAGUUAUUUU
Molecule: messenger RNA, 517 nt
Organism: Arabidopsis arenosa
Lineage: Eukaryota; Viridiplantae; Streptophyta; Magnoliopsida; Brassicales; Brassicaceae
Source: the annotation of a GenBank genome assembly